GAAUCUAGGCUCAAAACCUUGAUUCAAACAAUGUCUCAUUCAGCGUGACAAUUCUUCAAUUUCUACACGAAAAUAUCUGACACAUUUCUGGUAAACUUUCCAAAUCCCUUUCGCUACUAGCUGUAAACCCUUUGAGCCUUGUGAACCACUUAACCAAGAGCUUAGCGCAAUAUGAUUCCAAUGCUGUCAGUUAUGACGAUGAAGUCUGGCUUUAUUUACAAACUAGACGCUUCGAAGUAUGUCCAUAUAUUGAGCAUCAAUUUGGAAAAGGGCUUCGAUGCCGAAUUGCAACUUCACUCCCAUGGCAGUAAACGUGUGUUGGCCAAACUCGAUACCAAACACCUCCAAAAAUCCAUUGACAUGUUUGUGUAUGUGCACGAUUCCAUUGCCCUGAAAAGUGAAACAAAUGCCACCGUGGAUGUGUUGGGCUAUAUCGAGGGUUUCUACUACGGAGUGCCCGGAAAAGAGUUCAAACCUCUGGAGACUGUUUUUCAUGAAAUGAAAAUACCAACUCAUGUUAACACAUAAAAAAAACUACUAUGCAUGUAUUAUACAUAUGUAUGUGGAACAAAAUCUGUACAAAAAUAUAAAUCAAAUUAAUCUGGAAAUAUGCCACAAUUGACAUUUAAACCUGGUAACCCUGGUGCUGGUUUUGCAGAAGCGCAAACCAAAUGAAGAAAAUAUUUAGAUCACAGAAUAGUUCCAGUUCCACAUACAUAUCAAUCAUAUCUGUAUUUGCAUCCGAAGCUUCACUCUGUUCACUGUUUUCGUAUGCAAUUAAAUUGAUUUGCGUAUAAAACACAAUAAUGCCUUA
Drosophila obscura is the source of this 814-nucleotide messenger RNA. RefSeq lists its product as uncharacterized. The coding region runs from base 172 to 528 and encodes 118 amino acids. NCBI's taxonomy places the organism in Eukaryota, Metazoa, Arthropoda, Insecta, Diptera, Drosophilidae. The transcript is spliced from 2 exons. The record is from RefSeq and is a predicted model, not a curated record.